ACAGAAUUUGCUUCCGCUUUCUGUGUGUACGGCAGCACAACAAUCCAAGGUGCAGCGGAGGAUUUGAACAUGGUUGUGGCAUUUGGAACUGAGUACUACAAGCUGUGAGGACGUCUGUCAAGCACAGCAUUUAUUAAAAGUGUAGCCAGUUAUGUUAUGGAGACGACUCCGAGUCAGGUGAAUGAGUUCUACAGGAGGAAGAGGCAGAAAGAAAAAGGGAAUAGCCGAAACGGGGCCCUCGCCCGACGGCGACACCUGCAAUCAGGUGCCGCCUCAUAAGCGGAAACUGUACUACCUUUCAGCCCCAGUACUGGCGUUCAUUAAUUUUGUAAGAAUCUUAGCUUUGAAUUUUGGGGGAGUCUUCGUCUGGCUUUUUAAGCGGAUACCCCAUGCUAUGGCGGCAAGACCGAAACGACUAGAGGAUCAGAGUUCCAAGGAGCACGAUGUCACCAGUGAGCAAAUUCGAAAUUACCACAAACAAGCUUUCGAAUACAUCUCAGUUGCACUCAAAAUAGACGAAGAUGAAAAAGGCCCUAAGGAACAAGCAGUCCAGUGGUACAAGAAGGGCAUCGCGGAGCUUGAGAAGGGGAUCGCCAUUGAGGUGACAGGAAAUGGGGAGAAGGCCGAGAAAUCCCGCCGUCUGCAGACCAAGAUGAACACCAACCUCCUCAUGUCCAGGGACCGCUGGAGCUUCUGGCCACGCUGCGCUCAGGGCCUUCUCAGGGAGACCUGUACACUGACAACCUCAACCAGCCCUACCCUAACGGCCAUCUUCACUCAGUCCCUGGGGCUGUACCCAAGAAGAGGGAGCCCAUGGCCCAGCCCAGCAGCCACGCCCAGCCUCGGCCCAAAGCCCAGCCCAGGAGCCAGCUCGGCGGCGGCGGCGGGGGCUUCUCCGGGGGCCAGCGGCCCCCGACAGGCCUCCAAUACUGCCAGCAACCACCGGGGGGCCGCAGGGAAGUCCGGUAACCGUGGAAACGGAAAACCGACCACGCCCACGUCGACACCGGCGAGGAAGCGAGACAUGAAGAACUUCAAAAAUGUGGACAGCAAGCUGGCCAGCCUCAUCAUGAACGACAUUGUGGACAGUGGCUCCUCGGUGAAGUUUGAUGAUGUGGCUGGGCAGGACUUGGCCAAGCAGGCCCUGCAGGAGAUCGUCAUCCUCCCAGCACUGCGGCCAGAGUUGUUUACAGGUCUCAGGGCGCCAGCUAGAGGCCUCCUCCUCUUUGGACCUCCUGGCAACGGCAAGACCAUGCUGGCCAAAGCAGUUGCCAUGGAAUCAAACGCGACCUUUUUCAACAUUAGUGCUGCAAGCCUUACCUCAAAAUACGUAGGAGAAGGAGAGAAGCUGGUUAGAGCUCUGUUUGCUGUGGCCAGGGAACUACAGCCAUCAAUUAUCUUCAUUGAUGAGAUUGACAGUCUGCUGUGUGAGAGGAGAGAGGGCGAGCACGACGCCAGCAGGCGCCUCAAAACGGAGUUCCUCAUCGAGUUUGAUGGGGUGCAGUCGAGUGGGGAUGAUCGGGUGCUGGUGAUGGGGGCCACUAACCGGCCUCAGGAGCUGGAUGAGGCUGUUCUCAGGCGAUUCGCCAAGCGCAUCUACGUGGCGUUACCAACUGAAGAGACACGGCUGAAACUGUUGAAGAAUCUUCUCGGGAAACAUGGCCACCCGCUCACCCAGAAGGAGCUGUCCCAACUCGCCAGAUUGACCGACGGCUACUCAGGAAGUGACCUGACGUCACUAGCUAAAGAUGCUGCCCUUGGGCCUAUUCGAGAGCUACGACCAGAUGAAGUGAGAAACAUGUCUGCAAACGAGAUGCGGAACAUCUGCUACAGAGACUUUGUGGAGUCCCUGAAGAGGAUCAAGCACAGCGUGAGCCCACAGACCCUGGAGCAGUACGUACGCUGGAACCAGGAGUACGGGGACACCACCGCCGUCUGACCCUCUGACCCUGCUGAUGUGUGCCCUUACCCCUAGGGGGCAGCGUGAUGGAGAGACGGAGACCGGCAGGAGAGAAAGAUAGAGAGAGAGAGAGAAUGCUUUGUUUAAAAAAAAAAACAAUCAAAACGUGGUAGGUGGAAGGAAAACAAAAAGGAGAAAGAAGGAGAGAAAGAGAGAGGGAGGUGGUUUGGACUUUUUCAAACAUUUAACAGCUUAUUCCAAAAUGUACUCCAGUUGAACACACACACACACACACACACACACACACACACAAACAAACAUAGCACACAGAAAUAUGUUUUAUUGUGAAUAAUAUUUAUAACUGUUCACUGUUAAAGCUGAACCUACCCUUC
Clupea harengus (Atlantic herring) is the source of this 2292-nucleotide messenger RNA. It is a transcript of the gene spast, whose product is annotated as spastin. Gene Ontology annotation, cellular component: microtubule cytoskeleton. NCBI's taxonomy places the organism in Eukaryota, Metazoa, Chordata, Actinopteri, Clupeiformes, Clupeidae. Gene Ontology annotation, molecular function: ATP hydrolysis activity; microtubule severing ATPase activity; ATP binding. The record is from RefSeq and is a predicted model, not a curated record.